Lachancea meyersii CBS 8951 is the source of this 630-nucleotide messenger RNA. NCBI's taxonomy places the organism in Eukaryota, Fungi, Ascomycota, Saccharomycetes, Saccharomycetales, Saccharomycetaceae. The record is from the annotation of a GenBank genome assembly.
AUGUCGCAGGCUGCUAUGAAUAACGCCAGCAUCAGAAGAAAACUAGUGAUCGUGGGAGACGGUGCAUGCGGUAAAACUUGUCUGUUGAUCGUUUUCGCCAAGGGCAAGUUCCCACAGGUUUACGUGCCCACCGUGUUCGACAACUACGUUGCGGAUGUGGAAGUGGAUGGCCGCCGCGUGGAGCUGGCGCUGUGGGAUACUGCUGGCCAGGAAGACUACGACCGUUUGAGACCGUUGUCGUACCCAGACUCCAACGUGGUGCUGAUCUGCUUUUCGAUCGACCUGCCCGACUCUCUUGAAAACGUGAUGGAGAAAUGGAUCUCGGAAGUGCUGCAUUUCUGUCAGGGCGUGCCCAUCAUUCUUGUUGGCUGCAAAGUGGAUCUCAGAAACGAUUCGCAGGUGAUCGAGAACUUGAGGGCCAACGGCCAGGAGCCUGUGUCCCAGGGUUCCGCCCAGGAGGUUGCCGAGCAGAUCGGUGCUGUCGAAUACAUCGAGUGUUCCGCCAAGACCGGUUACGGUGUGCGUGAGGUUUUCGAAGCUGCCACCAGAGCCUCGCUCAUGGGUAAGCAAAACAAAACCAAGAAGACCAAGUCCUCUGGCAAGAAGAAGAAGAAGUGUGUGUUGUUGUGA